CCCAUUAUUGUCUGCAGGUGUUCUCUCUGCAAACCCUUGAUCACAUAUUUCAGCAGCCAUGGCCGAACAAACCGACAACAAGCAGGCUUCUACCUUCACCCCCAUUCACCCCUUUGACAUGGAUGCCCCGAAGACCUGGGGCUCUACCAUCGGUAUGGUGUAAUGAACUAUCGCGUUGACAGAUGGCUAACUGGCUAACUACCGAACGAUAGCUUUGAUGAACUGGGACACUGACAAGAUCGUGUUCUCCAAGCGCUCCCUGUUGGAAUUCCUCAAGUCUGCCGACGUGACUGUCAACCAGAACUUUACUGAAAUCCAGAAGCUACCCAAAUACGCUACGUUUGGCAAGUUCUCUCAGGCCGCUACCGACGCCGCCGUCGCCGACCUUGUUGACGCUGAGAUCGGUGAUCCCACCCACGCCUCCAAUGUACCCUCUUCCAAGGCCACCGUCCCUCGCGGCAAAACCGGAGUCAACAUUUUCCCCGAAGAGUACGAGGAGGAAGACGCCUUGUCCCUCGCACCUCCCAGAGACGGUGGCGACGGUGUCGAUCUGGAAGUGGAGAGGCUUGAGAAGCUGAGGGUCCAUGUGGAGAAGCAGAAGGAGGGCGGAGCUACUAUUGAGGAAGUGACGAAAGAUGCGAGUGGAGACCGAGUCAGCAACCCUCCCCCUGGUUUCAAGCCCACCAGGAAGGUCACCCAGGCCCCUGGCGGCAAGUCUUCUGUUGGGUCUAUCUUGUUUGGCGACAACUAGAUGUCAUAGAAGAAGCUGAACGGCAGCAU
Cryptococcus amylolentus CBS 6039 is the source of this 780-nucleotide messenger RNA. RefSeq lists its product as hypothetical. The transcript has 8 exons. Bases 218 to 751 code for a protein of 177 amino acids. Lineage: Eukaryota; Fungi; Basidiomycota; Tremellomycetes; Tremellales; Cryptococcaceae. The record is from RefSeq and is a predicted model, not a curated record.